AUGCCGGACGAUCUGCAACCUCGCUGUAUAGCUUUUGGGUUAAGCCCUAUCCUUGAGGCGUUGAGGGAGCAGGAGAUGGUGGUGGAGGAAAUCUCCCUUGACUCAACGUUCGGUACCAAUGCUCAACAAAUGGAGCUUUAUGCCCUUGUGUUGGACACUGGGGAAGGCAUCCCGGCCUGUUAUAUGUUUCUUGAAAAGGGAACGACAGCGCUGGAUAUCUCAUCCAGCCCUUUCCAGAAAACGUAUGCAGUACGGUCAUUCCUUUCAGCUGCGAAGGACGUCUUCAGCCUUGACCCGAAAGUCAUUCAUAUCGACAAAGACGCUGCUGAGAUUCUCGCCUGCCGCGAUGUGUACGCUUGA
This is a messenger RNA of Cryptococcus amylolentus CBS 6039, 360 nucleotides long. RefSeq lists its product as hypothetical. The record is from RefSeq and is a predicted model, not a curated record. The transcript has 3 exons. Lineage: Eukaryota; Fungi; Basidiomycota; Tremellomycetes; Tremellales; Cryptococcaceae. Bases 1 to 360 code for a protein of 119 amino acids.